Molecule: messenger RNA, 732 nt
Organism: Diaporthe citri
Lineage: Eukaryota; Fungi; Ascomycota; Sordariomycetes; Diaporthales; Diaporthaceae
Exons: 1
Coding region: 1-732 (243 amino acids)
Molecular function (GO): protein binding
Source: RefSeq, a predicted model, not a curated record
AUGAAUCCAGACUCGCCCUCCAUCGCGGCCGAGAGCCCAGACAAGUCUCCACUCGACCGCGCCCCGCAGUCGAGCACUUCAACCACCCUUGAACGCAGCAGCCUGGAGUCCCUCCCAGAUGAGGUGCUCAUCGACAUCAUUCGGAAUGGCGAAGCCGAAAACACGCCUUGCGUGGCCUGGAGCCUGUGCUUGGUAUCCAAGCGCAUGGAGCCAGUUGCGAGACAAGAGCUGUAUCGAGAAAUUUCUAUUCUUACCUAUCGAAGUCUGAGAAGCCUGUGCCGUACACUCGAGAAGAAGCCUGAGCUUGGGCAACACAUGGUGGAGCUGAACUUGCUUGUCCCAAGCGACUUGCGUGGACCCAGUAACCCUUCUUACACAUUGAUCAAGACAUUUGACUUCGAGCGGCUCUGGUACUUCUACUCUAAGCUGCUCAGGCGGUCAGCUGGCCUCAGAAAACUGACCAUGAUGAUGGUGGGCCAGGGACAAAGCAGCAGGUCAACAAUGAGCCCAUAUCACCGAUUCAUUCACGGACUCUCGGGGGCCAUCACACGGUCGCAGCAUAGUGGCUCUAUCAUUGCCAUCUUGCCACGGCUGGAGCAAGUUCGACUUAUCAACGAUGCACACCUACAACACUGGUGGAACCGUGCCAUGGUCUACCCUGAGGUUUUCAAGCCUUUCCUGCAUCUGUCUCCCCUGUCAAGCCUGGAAUGUAUUGAGGACAGUGGGGUCUGA